AUGUUCAACAACAAGCCGCUGGAUCAAGUCGACAAGGACCUGUACGACAUUUUGGCAGACGAAGAGAAGAGACAAAAGGAGACCAUAAAUUUGAUUGCUUCUGAGAAUCUAACAAACAUCGCAGUGCGUGAAUGUCUGGGGCAUCGAGUGAGUAAUAAAUACUCAGAGGGUUACCCCAAGAAGAGGUACUACGGAGGGAAUGACUACAUUGACAAAAUCGAGGAGCUUUGCCAGAAGAGGGCUCUGGAAGCCUUCAACGUAAGUGAAGAAGAAUGGGGUGUGAAUGUGCAACCUCUUUCCGGAUCUGCAGCGAACGUCCAAGCCCUCUACGCAUUGGUAGGUGUAAAGGGAAAAAUAAUGGGCAUGCACUUAUGCUCAGGAGGGCACUUAACACAUGGGUUCUUUGAUGAAAAAAAAAAAGUUUCCAUCACCUCCGAUAUGUUUGAAUCAAAACUUUACAAAUGUAAUGAAAAAGGAUAUGUUGACUUAGAUGCAGUAAGAGAAAUGGCUUUGUCCUUCAAACCCCAAGUUAUAAUCUGUGGGUACACUAGCUACCCUAGGGAUAUAGAAUAUGAAAAGUUCAGACAAAUCUGUGAUGAAGUAGGUGCAUAUUUAUUUGCAGACAUUUCACACAUUUCAAGUUUUGUCGCAUGUGGAAUUAUGAACAAUGCAUUUUUGUAUGCUGAUGUAGUUACCACAACGACCCAUAAAAUAUUAAGAGGACCCAGAAGUGCAUUGGUGUUUUUUAAUAAGAAAAGAAAUCCUGGGAUCGAUCAAAAGAUAAACAGUGCUGUGUUUCCAAGCUUCCAGGGGGGACCCCACAACAACAAAAUUGCAGCUGUGGCAUGUCAAUUGAAGGAAGUUAAAUCACCUUAUUUUAAGGAGUACACACAACAGGUUCUACUAAACAGUAAAGCAUUAGCUAAAGCAUUAAUAAAUAAAAAUAUUGACUUGGUGACAAAUGGAACAGAUAAUCAUCUCAUUGUUGUAGAUUUGAGGAAAUUUGGGAUCACAGGAUCUAAACUACAAGAAACGUGUAACGCGAUUAAUGUGGCAUUAAAUAAAAACACCAUUCCCUCUGACGUCGACUGCGUAUCCCCCAGCGGGGUGCGUAUUGGUACUCCUGCCAUGACCACCAGAGGCGCAAAGGAAAAGGACAUGGAAUUCAUCGCAGACAUUUUGGAACGGGCUAUUAAAAUAACCGUGCAGUUGCAGGAACAGUAUGGAAAAAAACUCGUUGAUUUUAAAAAAGGCUUGCCUAAUUGUGCUGAACUGCAAACGUUGAAGCAGCAAGUUGUCACCUGGACCGGCGCCUUGCCCUUCCCCUGA
Messenger RNA from Plasmodium fragile, 1329 nucleotides. RefSeq lists its product as uncharacterized. Gene Ontology annotation, biological process: tetrahydrofolate interconversion; L-serine catabolic process; folic acid metabolic process. Bases 1 to 1329 code for a protein of 442 amino acids. Gene Ontology annotation, molecular function: serine binding; zinc ion binding; glycine hydroxymethyltransferase activity. Lineage: Eukaryota; Apicomplexa; Aconoidasida; Haemosporida; Plasmodiidae. Gene Ontology annotation, cellular component: cytoplasm. The record is from RefSeq and is a predicted model, not a curated record. The transcript has 3 exons.